Molecule: messenger RNA, 521 nt
Organism: Bemisia tabaci
Lineage: Eukaryota; Metazoa; Arthropoda; Insecta; Hemiptera; Aleyrodidae
Source: RefSeq, a predicted model, not a curated record
UCUGUUGGGGUCCAUACUGGGAACAUAUAAAGCAGGCAUGGGAUCAACGUCACCAUCCAAAUAUGCUGUUUAUAUUCUACGAAAACCUGAUGAAGGACAUGUUUUCAGAGGUGAAAACCAUCGCGAGGUUCUUGAAUGUGAAAUAUUCCGAUGAAGAUCUACACCAGCUCGUAGAUCAUUUGGAGAUUGACAAUUUCCGACAAAAAGUACCAUGCACCACUCCCGAGCUAAUAAAAGGGAUCUCAGAGGACGGCCGGAGACUGGAAUUCAUCCGGCGGGGAAAAACCAAUGGAGGUGACCCGGAGCUAACUCCAGAGUUAAGCAGGGAGAUAGACGAAUGGAUUGAGGCCAAUCUCCAAGACACUGACUUCAGAUUUCCGGUUAAAAGCCACUAAUGUUUGGACUCCGUUUAGCAGAAAGGGACCAAGCCACAUCAGCUGUUGCCACAUUCAAAUGGGCAAUAUAAUUUUUUACAAGAGAACGGGCAAUUAAAUUUUUUACAAGAGAACGUUUGUGCGGAG